AAGGCGGGGCUCGGCGUGAGUUGCUGCAAGCCUGGGAUGCCGGCCUUGCGGGCAGUAACGGCCUAGUGAGAGAUUGGUUGGUCAAAACUCUGCAGGCCAUAAUGACUUCGACAAAUAAAGCAAUUGAAUUACAACUACAAGUGAAACAAAAUGCAGAAGAAUUACAAGACUUUAUGAGAGAUUUAGAAAACUGGGAAAAGGAUAUUAAGCAGAAGGAUAUGGAACUAAGAAGACAGAAUGGUGUUCCUGAAGAGAAUUUACCUCCUAUUCGAAAUGGGAAUUUUAGGAAAAAGAAGAAAGGCAAACCUAAAGAGUCUUCUAAAAAAACCAAAGAUGAAAACACAAAAAACAGGAUAAAAUCUUAUGAUUAUGAAGCAUGGGCAAAACUUGAUGUGGACAGCAUCCUUGAUGAGCUUGAUAAAGAAGAGAGUACCCAUGAUUCUGUGUCUCAAGAAUCAGAGUCAGAAGAAGAUGGGAUUCAUGUAGAUUCACAAAAGGCUCUUACUCUAAAAGAAAAGGGCAAUAAAUACUUCAAACAAGGAAAAUAUGAUGAAGCAAUUGAAUGCUACACCAAAGGCAUGGAUGCUGAUCCGUAUAAUCCUGUGUUGCCAACAAACAGAGCGUCAGCAUACUUUAGGUUGAAAAAAUUUGCUGUUGCUGAGUCUGAUUGUAAUUUAGCAAUUGCCUUGAAUAGAAGUUACACCAAGGCUUAUACAAGACGAGGUGCUGCUCGAUUUGCUUUGCAAAAGUUAGAGGAUGCCAAAAAAGAUUAUGAAAAAGUAUUAGAACUAGAACCAAAUAACUUUGAAGCAACGAAUGAACUCAGGAAAAUUAAUCAGGCUUUAGCAUCCAAAGAAAAUUCAUGCCCAAAGGGAGCUGAUACGAUGAUUAAGACAACUGAAGAAGAGAAAAAGCAAAUUGAACAGCAACAGAAUAAGCAGCAGGCCAUUUCACAGAAAGAUCUGGGGAAUGGAUUUUUCAAAGAGGGGAAAUACGAAAGGGCAAUUGAAUGCUACACUCGGGGAAUAGCAGCAGAUGGCACUAAUGCCCUUCUUCCGGCUAACAGAGCAAUGGCCUAUCUGAAGAUUCAGAGAUAUGAAGAAGCUGAAAAAGACUGCACACAAGCUAUUUUAUUAGACGGCUCAUACUCUAAAGCUUUUGCCAGGAGAGGAACGGCAAGAACAUUUUUGGGAAAGUUAAAUGAUGCCAAACAAGAUUUUGAAACUGUUUUACUUCUGGAACCUGGGAAUAAGCAAGCAGUAACUGAACUUUCCAAAAUUAAAAAGGACUUAAUUGAGAAAGGACACUGGGAUGAUGUUUUUCUCGAUUCUGCACAAAGGCAAAACGUGAUAAAACCUGUUGAUAAUCCAUCUCAUCUUGGGUCAACUAAACCACUCAAGAAGGUUAUUAUUGAAGAAACUGGUAAUUUGAUACAGACUAUUGAUGUGCCAGAUACUGCUGCUAAUAACAUUACUCUGGCAAAUGGGAUAGCAAGUGCAGGCGCUACAAGUAAGAAAAAUUCAAGCCAAGAUGACCUUUUGCCCACAAGUGAUAUUCCAAAAGCAAAAGUACUGAAAAUAGAAGAAAUCAGCGAUACUUCAGCCCGGCCACCCCAAGUCAACCUGAAACAGGAUGUAUGUCAGUCUUUGAGUGAGAAGACUUCUAUACAGAUAGACAGAGCACCUGCUCAGUUUAUCACUACUGUUCUUCCUCCUGUUCCUGCAAACUCGUUUCAGCUUGAAUCUGAUUUCAGACAACUUAAAAAUUCCCCAGAUCUGUUGUAUCGGUAUGUGAAGAAAAUUGAACCAUCCAUGUAUCCUAAGUUGUUUCAGAAGAAUCUAGAUCCAGAUGUAUUCAACCAAAUCAUUAAAAUUCUGCAUGACUUUUACAUUGAGAAAGAAGAGCCAUCACUCAUCUUUGAAAUCUUACAGAGACUUUCUGAACUAAAAAGGUUUGAUAUGGCAGUGAUGUUUAUGUCAGAACCUGAGAAAAAAAUUGCACAUGUGUUGUUCAAUCACAUAGACAAAUCAGGAUUGAAGGAUAAGUCUGUUGAAGAACUUAAGAAAAGAUAUGGUGGCUGAUUUCCAUUGUUUACUGAAAUUAUUGUCUUUGACUUUCAUAUGUAAAUUUUUUUUUUACUGAAAAUAAAGUAUUUUGCUUUUUAAGAAAAUGAAAUCAUACAGGAAAGGACUAUCUGUAGACGUAAGUUAAUUGUACAGUGAACUGUGACUUAAGUAAUUAGAAAUGUCCUCAAGUGAACUAUUUAUAAGUCAUUUUCCAGAAAUAAAAAUAUAAUGUAUACUUAUGAAGAUCAAUAUUUUACGUCAUUUAAAAUUUUAAAUCUACAUUCUUCAGUACCCCAUAAUUAUAACAGUAUUUUUAUAUUUUCAUGUUUUUGUAGCCAUGUGACAAGGUUGCUUCGUUAGCAUAUGAAUAAAGUUAUAUUGGUAUAGGGGUUAAGUAGA
Molecule: messenger RNA, 2465 nt
Organism: Lynx canadensis (Canada lynx)
Lineage: Eukaryota; Metazoa; Chordata; Mammalia; Carnivora; Felidae
Gene: RPAP3
Product: RNA polymerase II associated protein 3
Exons: 17
Coding region: 102-2081 (659 amino acids)
Molecular function (GO): protein binding
Source: RefSeq, a predicted model, not a curated record